Papaver somniferum (opium poppy) is the source of this 2669-nucleotide messenger RNA. RefSeq lists its product as uncharacterized. The record is from RefSeq and is a predicted model, not a curated record. Lineage: Eukaryota; Viridiplantae; Streptophyta; Magnoliopsida; Ranunculales; Papaveraceae. The coding region runs from base 554 to 2278 and encodes 574 amino acids. The transcript has a single exon.
AUUUUUCUAGUAACAAACUCACAGAAAAAAAAACUUCUCUUUUUUAUUAUAAACGAAUGAGCUCAUUCAACAACACCAUCAAUGACAAUGGAGGUUAAAGAAUAGAAUCUCAUCUCACUAGUAAAAAUUAAAAAUUUGGGGUGUAUUAAUUUUUUAUUGAUUUUGUUUCUGUUUUUGUUAUCACAAUUUAAACUUAUGCCAUUAGUAGCUGCUUAAAAGAGAGAGUAAGUAAAGAGGAGGAGGAGAAAACCAAAAAUUCUGAAGUGUCUGUUUUCUUUCUUAACUAGACUAGAUCUUGUUAUUGUUUUGAAAUCUGGGUUCUACUUGAUUCACUUCAGAAACCUAGAAAACCCAUGAUUUGAUCACUUCUUUCUCUUUUCUGUUCAGAUGUCAUGUCUGUCUUGUUUACUCUGUUUCUUUUGCAAUGUGAUUAAUUAGUGAAGGCAAUUAUUAUUAUAAUUCCAAAGUGAGAUUUUUUAUCGAUUUUCUGAUCUGGGUUUUUCUCAAUUUUGAAGUUAAAGAUUAGGUUUUUUUGUUUCAGUUUGUUUUUUCGAUGGAUGAAGAUCAUGAGUUUAAGCAUGUAUGUAAGUACUGCAAGAAAAGAUUUCCAUGUGGAAGAUCAUUAGGUGGUCAUAUGAGGUCUCAUAUGAAUACAUCAACUGAAAUUGAAGAAGUAAACAACACUUUCAUGGUGGGGUAUGAUCAAAACGGUACUGCUCAUACUGGUUAUGGACUUAGAGAAAAUCCUAAGAAAACAUGGAGGUCAGUUUCAGAUUCUACAAAAAGAGGAAAUUUCAUCGGUGACAACACUUGUAAAGAAUGUGGAAAAGGGUUUCAAUCCUGGAAAGCUUAUACGAGUCAUUUGAAAUCAUUUCACUCACAGAUGUAUGAUGAAAAGUCUCUGAGCAUAGUAGUAUAUGGAGGAGGAGGAAAAGAAGUUGAACAAGUUGAAGACGAAGAAGAAGAAGAUUAUUGGAGUGAUCGUGAACUUGAAGAAAAUCAGAAUCUUGUAAUGGAUAGUCAAUCUGAUAAUGAAGCUACAGCACCAAAGAGGAGGAGAUCAAAGAGAACAAGGUACAAGAAUACUAAUACUAUAAUCACUCCUAGUACUAAUAAUAAUCAUAACAAUACUACUUCUUGUUUAUCUGUUGAGAAUUCUUCAGUUUCGGAGAUUUCGAAUGAACAAGAAGAAGUAGCUAUGUCUUUAAUGAUGUUAUCUAGAGACUCUAGUGGUUAUUCUCGAAGUGAAUUGAACUGUUUAGUUGAAUCUUCAGAUAAUAAUUCUUUGUUUUUAGAAGCUAAAUCAUCCAGUUUAACUAAGAGGGCUAGUGAAAAUGAGCUUAACAAUGUCAAUUUGAAUGAGAAGAAGAAGUUAAAAGGUAAAAAGAAACUGGGUGUUACUCGAUUUGAUGGUAAAAGAUCUGAAUUAGGUGGUUGUUAUGGUUCUGGGUUUUCGAGGAAUGGUGAAUUGGAAGUGUCAGCUUCAUUUGGAGAAGAAGGUGAGUUUAAGAGGCCUAAAUUUGAUGAUGAGCUUGAGAACAGUUCUUAUACUAGAAAUAGAGUUAAUAGUAAGAGUGCUAGAGCUGAAUUGGGGAAGAAUUUGAUCAGGGAAGGUGAGAAUCAGUCUAGUUUCAAGUAUGGGAAGUUCAAUUCAAGCAAGAGAGCUAAAUCCGACUUGUACGAAGACGAAUUUGACAGGGUCUCGAGGAAGAAAGCGAAAUACGAUGGUUCGGAUUCUGAAUUUUGCAAAUCUUCUUCGAAGAAAAGCAAAUACAAGUGUACUACUUGCAACAAGUACUUCCCUUCUUACCAAGCUCUUGGAGGCCACAGAGCUAGUCACAAGAAAAUCAAAGGUUGUUCAGCUUCGAAAGUAGAUUUCAGUGAAACCAGCUUUGAGACUGAUCUUUCUCCUGAUCCUACAGCUGACAUCAAGUCCUGCAACAAUGACAAUGUGAGUGUCUUUGAAGUUACGGCUAGUGCUGAAACUAGUCCCGCACUGAAGAAGAAUAAGCAUGAAUGCCCCAUUUGCUUCAAAGUUUUCUCAUCUGGGCAAGCUUUAGGUGGACAUAAAAGGUCACAUUUGGUUGGUGGAUCUGAUACUAGGAGCACUCCAACCAUAGUACUUCCGCAGAAGUUACCAGUAAUGCGAGAUCUCCUCGAUCUUAAUCUUCCUGCACCGAAUGACGAAGAAACUAAUACCGGCGACAUGGGUUAUGAGCCUUGGUGGGUUGGGAACAGCCACAAACAUGACCAGUUAGUGGGUUUGAUCUCUAACUGAGAGAAAGUUCCUACUGAAUUCAGCUAUUCCAACGAAAAUGCAAGAGUGUACAGACAACAAUAUUGGUGGGGAGAUAUUAUUUCAUUAAUUCUUUACAGUUUCACAGAUAAAAUCCUUCAAAGGUAACAACAAACAGUCCUAUUGCUACUUUUCUUUAGUAGCAUUUCUUGUUUUUGGUUUUCUUCUUGGAUAUUACUUUUUCCGUUGUUCUUAUUUCAACUGAAAAUAAAACACUACAACAGUAGAGUUUAUUUAAGCUCAUAGAUGUUACUCAUAUAGUUACAUAGAUAUUUGUCUCAGUUCCAAACAUUGUCACUACAAUGAGAUUUUAUAUGUUGUUUUCUUAUUAUUAUACCUUUAAUAUAAGCCGAAUUGUUUACUUGUUUAUGAA